AUGAGCUCGCCUCAGAAGAAGACCGACGCUGCAGCAGAGGGGAAGUCCUCCGCUGGGAUAGAGAUUCUCUCUAUCCCCGUGUACCGCGAGCGUCUCAAAGCAAAGCGUGACGCUCUUGCUACCAAGGCUGCGGCGGGGACAACUCAACCAGAGAUUGUCCUUGAAGGUUCUUCUGUAGUCAACGACGCCGUUGACUACGAAGACGAUGACGUGAAGAUGGAAGAGGGCGAGGCCUCUUCUAGCAAGCGCAAUGAGUCUAUCGACGGCGAUAGUCUCGACCCGCAAGCCGGGUCGAGACGCCCUCGUGAAGGAGACGACUCGGACGCUUCGAGCUCGAAGCGUUCGCGCGGCGAGAGCGACACUCCGCUCUCUGCUGCUGGGGCUUUAAGCUCCCCGCGUGAGGUGGCAGAUCACAGCAACACUGUGCCUCCAAAUGAAAUCCCGCUGUACGUAUGCAGCGGUAUCCACGACGAUGCUGUUGCGGAGGAGCAGCACUUUGAUCCGUUAACGAAUCAAAGGUGCGACUACUGCAUCGGGCUCUUCCACGAGCUCCGGUACUUAUCCAGCAAGAAGACCUCUUCUCGCAGCAAAGUGCCUGAGUGGCAGGCACUUUGUCAAAGUUGGAAUGCUUUUGUUGAGAACUUCAACAAGAAACCGGCUGCUUACCGCGAGCGGGUUAAGCAUGCCCGUGAGCGCUUCGAGACAUUCUCGACGCGCGGGAGGUUGGCGCAGCUCCACAGAUCCUCUGUGGACGCUGGUAUUCCAUGCGCUGUGCUCGAAGGCCAUCAGUGCACGUUGUGUCUUCCGGGUGCGGUGCGCUUCAGCGACCGCGACCUAAACGGGUACACGACGAUUCGUGUACCUGAGAGUCUCAAGGAUCUCCGUGCCAAGUUCUUGGCACGCGAGGAACGCGACGAUCGUGGGACCUCGGGCGCUGUAGGUGACGACAGCGCUCGCACUACCUUCGCGUCGGCAGUGCGUGGUGAGCUUCGUACGCCCUCACCAUUUCCGGAACGUCCUGCAGCAGGACGUCCCGCGGCUCCCAUGUAUCUUGGUGGGGCGGAAACCCUCUCCAACGAAUACGAUAACGAACCGGUUGCCGGUUCGUUUUCGGGAUACUAUGGUCCACAAUACGCUCAACAAUCCAGCGUGUUGAGCCGCGGGCGUCGCGGAUCGGAGGCGGUGGUGGUGGGAACACGCCCCGGGUAUGAUCAACCUGGGGUUGACCUUGGCCCGGCGCUCGAGGAGCGAGUCGCUGCUGUGGAGCAGCUUCAGAGCCGUGAGUUCGCCGCUCUGAAGCAGGAGGAGGCGAUCCUGAGGGCUCAAGUCGCUCAGGCCUCGCAGACCGCGUCGGACAUCUCUGUCGACGUGGGAGGUCGCGUCGCACGCUUGGCCCAGCGCGUUCACGCGCUGGAGCAGAGGUUUGCUCCCGCUGGGGCAUCCGCUUCGGGCCAGCCGAGCUAG
This is a messenger RNA of Phytophthora sojae, 1464 nucleotides long. RefSeq lists its product as hypothetical. The record is from RefSeq and is a predicted model, not a curated record. NCBI's taxonomy places the organism in Eukaryota, Oomycota, Peronosporomycetes, Peronosporales, Peronosporaceae. The transcript has 2 exons. The coding region runs from base 1 to 1464 and encodes 487 amino acids.